AUGUCGAACGAUCUGUUCGGAUCCGACGACGACCUGGACCUCCUAAACGCGGUGGAGAACGUCGAGCGAAGAGUAUCGCACUCGAGCGCGAGUAAACGCGCGCGCGACGGAGACGACGCGGUUAAAAAACAAAAGAUUGUCAAACGCGAUGCGUCGAACGACGUCCUCGGAACGCUGAGCGCGCGAUUGGGUCUACACGCGUUCCGAGACGGCCAACGUGAGGUCAUUGACGCCGCGUUGAGUGGACGGGACGCGUGCGUGUACUGGAGCACGGGAAGCGGGAAAUCUCUGCCGUACCAGAUGGUUGCGUUUCACUCUGGGAAGACGGUUGUGGUGAUAUCGCCGUUGAUCUCGUUGAUGCAGGAUCAGGUGACGGCGUUGAAUAAUACGGCUGGACGGGCGGAUGGUAGAGACGUCGCGGUGUUUCUCGGGAGCGCGCAGAUGGAUCCGGGAGCGGACAUGCGCGCGUUGAAUGGCGAAUAUGAAAUCGUGUACGCGACGCCGGAGAAGUUGACGGCGAGCGACGCUUUCUUGAACGGUUUGAAACGAAUGGUGGCUGAGGAUCGCUUGGCACUCAUCGCCAUCGACGAAGCGCACUGCAUAUCUUCCUGGGGGCACGAUUUCAGACCAAGUUACGCACAGUUGAACAUCUUACGGGAUGCGCUGCCUAGCGUGCCAAUCAUGGCUUUGACUGCGACGGCCGUCAAGUUCGUGCGACAAGAUAUUGCGAAGAUUUUGCGCUUGCGUGAUCCCUUCGUCAGUGAGAACUCUGUCGAUCGUCCGAACUUGCGCAUUAGUGUUGUGCGUCGAACGGAUUUCGGACGUGAUUUGGACCACGUCGUGGCACGCAUAGGAAAGGGACAGCCAAGGCCGUCCAUCGUGUACUGUGCCACCAUCAAGGAAGUCGUCCAAGUCACUGGUGCGCUGCAAAAUCGACUCGGAUCUUCUUUUGUGCAGAUGUACCAUGGAUCACUGAGCCCAGAAGAUAGGAAGAACGCGCACAUGGACUUUCUGACGAGUCGCUCGCCCGUCAUCGUCGCAACGACAGCUUUCGGCAUGGGUAUUGACAAGCCAGACGUACGCUACAUUUGUCACUGGGGCGCACCAAAGACCAUGGAGGAGUACUAUCAGCAAAUCGGGAGAGCUGGUCGCGAUGGUCUUCUCAGUCAAGUUGACCUGCUCUUCGCGGAUAAUGAUUUUACAAAGUAUGGGAGUGACUUUUACGUGCGCGACCUCACAGCUGCGGCGAAGGAGACGCAACUGGCGAGCACGAAUGCGCUGAAACGAUACUCGCUCGAUAGAGAACAUUGCCGACGAGUUAUGAUUCUGGAGCAUUUCGGUGAAGAAGCGACGUUCAGUCGAUGUAGCGGUGGCAAGUGUGACAACUGCGAGCGCAUAGAAGCCGGUGGAGAUGAGAAUCUCCAUCGAAACUUUGCAAAGGAGUGCCGACCGCUUUUGCUCGCGUUGCGUUUUGGCGGAAGUCAACCGAUAUCACGUUUAAUUGGUACCAUCAUGGGCGGGUCAGGUGGCGCUGAAUUGCACCCUUCGCAACGAGAUGCGAUCGACAAAGCGAGAGCUGCCGACGGUUUACAACCGGGAUGCACGUCCAAGGAUUUCUACAAGGAGCUCGUAUCCUUGCUUUCACAAAUGGGCGUCGUGCACGAGCGAAUCGUGAACGGGGCGCACGCGAGAUAUCCGGUCUAUGCGUUCAAAGCUGAAAGUCAGAAGUUUCUUGAUGGAGGUCUGAAACCGCCUCCACUGAUGUUUCUCGCACCGGAAUCUGUCAUUGCCGCCGAACGCGCGCUGACGUCCAAGAUUGCGAAGGUGAAGACGACGUUAAUCGAGGGUGGCGUCGACGUGUCGAAUAUCCCUUCGCACGAACUCGCGGCCGGUCACGGCGAAAUGAUCGACGCCGAGCUCGAGUGGUUGCGGCGCUUGGAGGUUUAUCGCGGUACGCCAAGGGCGGAUGCUCUCGCGGACUUACUGGCAAAGAUCGAGACGUGGAGAGACGACAGAGCGCAAGCGCUCGGAAUGGCGCCCGCCUCCGUGCUCAGCGCGCACAUGUGCAAAAAGAUUGCGUACUCACAACCACGUUCUGUCGAGGCCUUGCGAGCGGUCGGUGUUCGCGUCACAGGCGUCGAGACACUCAGCGAACUCAUCAAUGCUGCGUUGCCGCAACUCGAAGAACCCGCCGGUGCCGUCGGUGGCGAAGACGCGCUCUUGCUUGGAGUUAUCACUCCGCAAAAGUGGGAGCUGGCGGAGUACAAACCCAAAAAAGGUCCAGGGGGUACUAUGGCGAAGCCAAAUUGGGAAGUCUCGUAUGAGCGGUUCGCCAACGGAGAGCACGUGGAGACCAUCGCGAUGACGACGCAACCAAAGGCGAUUCAGAACGCGACCGUCUUCAAUCACCUCCUUGAGGCGCUGGCGCACGGUAAAACGCUGGAUUUUGAUCGUGCUGUCUCGAACAUGCCUUCCGCUCAUCGCUUGACGCGCACCGACUGUGAGACGUUCUCACAGACCGCCCGCGCGUUGCGCCUAGAUCCUCGAACGGACCGCGCGCCGCCCGCGCGCGCCCUGCUCGACGGCCUCAUUCGCGACGCCGCCGACAAAUCAGACGCUGAGAAAUCACGAGACGCGUGUUGGUUCGCCAAGGUUCGCACCUGGAUCGCACUCCGUCGCGUCAACGCCGUGUGA
Molecule: messenger RNA, 2694 nt
Organism: Ostreococcus tauri
Lineage: Eukaryota; Viridiplantae; Chlorophyta; Mamiellophyceae; Mamiellales; Bathycoccaceae
Product: DNA/RNA helicase, DEAD/DEAH box type, N-terminal
Exons: 1
Coding region: 1-2694 (897 amino acids)
Biological process (GO): double-strand break repair via homologous recombination
Cellular component (GO): cytoplasm; nucleus; chromosome
Molecular function (GO): ATP binding; four-way junction helicase activity; 3'-5' DNA helicase activity
Source: RefSeq, a predicted model, not a curated record